This is a messenger RNA of Carassius auratus (goldfish), 4241 nucleotides long. Its product is annotated as collagen alpha-1(XXVIII) chain-like. The record is from RefSeq and is a predicted model, not a curated record. Gene Ontology annotation, cellular component: extracellular matrix. Gene Ontology annotation, molecular function: serine-type endopeptidase inhibitor activity. The transcript has 34 exons. Lineage: Eukaryota; Metazoa; Chordata; Actinopteri; Cypriniformes; Cyprinidae. Bases 20 to 3541 code for a protein of 1173 amino acids.
UGGUGAAUAAGCAGGGAGGAUGCAGUGUGGUGUGAUGCUGUGUGUCCUGCUGCUGAUACUGUCCUCUAGUGCUAGAAACCAGAACAGAAGAAAAAACAGACAGAAGCCUGAAAACAGUGUCGUGACGAAUGAAGUCAAAACUCUCUUCUGUCCAGUGGAGUUGGCGUUUUUAGUGGACAGUUCAGAGAAAGCCACGAUGCAGCUGUUUGAGAUGCAGAGGGAGUUUGUCCUGCGCUUCAGCACCAGGCUGAUGCAGCUCCAGGUGUCCGGCUGGCGUUUGCGGGUGAGACUCGCCCUCCUGCAGUACAGCAGCACUGUCUCAGUGGAGCACAACUUCCAGGACUGGCAGGACAUUGACGUGUUCCACAGCCGAGUGGAUGCGAUGACUUACAUCGGCCAUGGCACUUACUCAGCUUACGCCAUCUCAAACGCCACUCAGCUCUUCAACCAGCAGACGUCGCCCAGCAGUUUAAGAGCAGCGCUUCUGUUGACCGAUGGGGUGGACCACCCACGCAGCCCCAGUGCUGUAACUGCAGCCGCAGAUGCCAAGAACCACAACAUCCAUAUGUUUGUCAUUGGGCUGUCGGGAUCCACACGAGACGAGCAGGACAAUGGUAGACUGAGGUCCAUCGCCAGCGCACCUCCUCAGCAACACCUGUUCAGCCUCACUGACCCACAGCUGGACGACAAGCUCUUCAGGGAACUGAGUGAACUUACGAACACAGUUUGUCCACAACCCAAAUCCUGCCAGUGUGAAAAAGGAGAGAGAGGUACACCCGGAAAUCCAGGUAAACCAGGUGAUCCAGGAUUUGAUGGGCCUCCUGGUCUUAAAGGAUCUAAAGGAGCGGCAGGUUUAAAUGGACGUCCAGGAUUAGAGGGCCUGAGGGGAAGACCAGGACUAAAAGGACAAAAGGGCGGGAAAGGAGAAUGUGGCGCCCCGGGGUUGAAAGGAGAUCAAGGUCCGGAUGGACCUCCAGGACCACGAGGACCACAAGGAGAUCAGGGACUGAGUGGUAAUCCUGGUGACUCUGGCCCUGAAGGCCCCAGUGGACCUAAAGGUGAGCGAGGACCUAGUGGACCCACCGGACCUCAAGGGGACCCAGGGAUGGGGUUUCCUGGUAUGAAGGGGGAGAAAGGUAGCCAAGGCAGACCUGGGCCGACUGGACCUGUUGGUUUCGGUGAGCCAGGAAUGCCUGGCCCACCAGGACCUCCAGGAGUUCAAGGCAACCAAGGGUUUCCUGGAGAGGGUUUACCAGGAACGAAGGGUGACAGAGGAUUUGAGGGUCCUAAGGGUGCACGUGGACCUCCUGGAAUUAGCAUUAAGGGUGAUAAGGGUAACACAGGGGAAAAAGGUUUACCUGGACUGAUAGGAUUUCCAGGAGUUGGGAUCCAGGGUGAAAAGGGAGACCUGGGACUCAUAGGACCACCUGGCCCUAGAGGCCCUCCUGGAGUCGGCAUUGUGGGCACUAAGGGUGAUCAGGGCUUUCCAGGAGAAUCUGGAUUGCAAGGUGAAAGAGGAAUAGGAGAACCAGGACCAAAGGGAGAACCAGGCCCAGAUGGUGCACCUGGUAUUCCUGGUAUCCCAGGUGAAGAUGGAUCCGUGGGUCCAAAGGGUGAGAUGGGUUUACCUGGUGCUCGAGGUCCAGAGGGCUCACCUGGGAAAGGGAUUCCUGGUGAGAAGGGGGACAGAGGGGACAGAGGACCGAGGGGUCUCCCAGGAAGUGCUGGAGCAGCAGGACCCCCUGGGGCCAAGGGAGAACCAGGAAGUUUAGGUAUGAUGGGCUUACCUGGACCUCCAGGUCGAGGACUACCUGGUUCAAAGGGUGAGCCAGGACCUGCAGGCCCCCAAGGUUCUGUUGGAGAGCCAGGUGUUGGGACUACAGGCCCUAAGGGUGACAGAGGAAGUCCAGGACCAGUGGGGCCAGAAGGAAUGAAGGGGGAGGGUUACCCCGGACCACAGGGGCUUCCAGGGUUGCCUGGGCCACCAGGUGAAGCUGGACCUGAAGGGCAAGGAAUUCCUGGAGCAAAGGGAGACCGGGGCUUACCUGGAGUGACCGGCCCUUCAGGGCCUCCAGGAAUUGGACUGAUGGGACUAAAGGGUGCAGUUGGCCAGCCUGGUGCUCAUGGUAUUCCAGGACCUCCAGGAGAAGGAAUUCAGGGUCCCAAGGGAGAUCCUGGGUUUCGAGGGCCCCCUGGCCCUAGAGGGCCUCCAGGUGAUGGACUGCCAGGAGAGAAGGGUGACAGGGGCCUAGCAGGCGAACGUGGGAGAAAAGGAGAGAGAGGAGAACAUGGAAUGCCUGGUCAAACAGGAGAAAAGGGGAAACCAGGAGAGAAGGGAGAGCCCGGCCUAUCUCGAGACCAGGUGAUCAGAAUAAUCCGGGAAAUAUGUGGAUGUGAUCUGAAAUGCAGGACGAGUCCUCUGGAGCUGGUCUUUAUCAUUGACAGCUCACAGAGUAUCGGUCCAGAGAACUUUGAGUUGGUGAAGGAUUUCGUGAACACUCUGAUCGAUCACGUGUCCGUGAGCCAUGAAGCCACGCGUGUUGGGGUGGUGCUCUUCAGUCACGUGGAUCUGGUGGUGACCAGUCUACAACAGCUGUCCAACCGGGAAAGCAUCAAAGCUGCCGUGCGCGAGAUGCCGUACCUGGGUGAGGGCACCUUUACGGGCAGCGCCAUCAGCCGGGCCACUCAGCUCUUCCGAGGAGCACGGCCGGGCGUAAGAAAGAUUGCGGUCGUGUUGACAGACGGUCUGGCCGACAAGCGGGAUUCAGUAAGGCUGAAAGACGCUGCGGAAGAGGCCCGCAAUGCUGGGAUUGAGAUCUUCGUGGUUGGCAUCAUGAAGAGCAGCGAUUCCCAGUAUACAGAGUUUAAGAAUGAGAUGAACAUUUUGGCAUUUGAUCCCGAUGAAGAUUAUGUCUACUUGAUUGAUGACUUCAUGAAACUGCACACACUGGAGAGUAAACUGCUGAGUCAGAUCUGUGAGAGUGAUGAUGGACCGCUCUUCAGCCCGAACGGCAAACCAUUCCCUCCAUUGGGUCCUGAGCCAGUUCCAGAAAGAACUGAGGCUCCCACCAGGAACGAUUUCAUCACAGAGGGCAAAGAGGCUGCACUUCCAACUGAGUUUGAGACCACUUCUUCUCCAGAUGACUAUGACAAGAUGGAUAUUAACAAUAACAACAACUGGAAUGCAUUCGUUGACGAGUCUUUAAAUGAGCUUCCUAAGGUGACAGAUGCCCCAGUUGGAGAUAGGACGAGACGAUACUCCAUCUCAGUGUCCGAACCCCAGACGCCCAUAAACUGGCGGCCUGUUCCAGAAAUGAACCCAGCUCCGCGAUCUCCACCGGCCCCUCAGCCUAACUCCUUCAUGAAAGAGGUAGGCUGUAUGCUGGGAUUGGAUCCUGGGCCAUGUAGGGAGUACAGGGUGAUGUGGUACUACGACCCGGAGGCCAACGCGUGCGCACAGUUCUGGUAUGGUGGAUGCCAAGGCAACAGCAAUCGUUUCGAGACGGAAGACCUUUGUCAAAACACUUGUGUGCAGACAUAACACCCUCUCGAUGAAGCGCAUGCCUCCACUUUGCAAUCACGCACUAUGCAGAUACAUUUUCAUUGUCGUACAUAUGUUUUAUGAGAACAGUAAGGAAUCCUUCUGAUGGUGGAUUAAUAAUUAAUUAAUUAACGAAAUUUAAUAUUCAUUCCAUAGAAAUAGUAAAUAUUUCUAUUAAUUUUGAUUUCUGUUAAAGGACAUCCAACAUGUAGAUGAGUUUAUUUUCUUCAUGUGAACAGAUUUGGAGAAAUGUAGCAUUGCAUCACUUAUACUCUUGCCAAUGGAUCCUCUGCAGUGAAUGGGUGCCGUCAGAAUGAGAGUCCAAAUAGCUGAUAAAAACAUCACAAUAACUAGUUCCAGUCUAUCAGUUAUCAGCUAACUGAUUUUCCCCAGAUCUGUUCACAUGAAGAAACAAAAUUUUCCUUGACCUCCACCAUUACCACUUCUCAAAGUGGAAAAAGCAGGUGCUAGUAUGUCCCCUGUUUUCAUAAAAUAAAGGAGUAAGUACAUAUAUUUUUAUUCCAUUUUAAAUUAAUAUACAUUUAUCUUUAUUUCAACCAAACCUUAUGUCAAGAAGCUCAAGUUCUGCUAAGCUGUGCCUCCUCAAACUCCACAAGUGUCUGCCUCUCUAAAUCCAUAAUUAUCUUAAUGACUUGCAAUGUAAGUAUCAUAAAGUAUGUAAAUACAUUAAUAUGGUAUA